Messenger RNA from Prunus armeniaca (apricot), 528 nucleotides. NCBI's taxonomy places the organism in Eukaryota, Viridiplantae, Streptophyta, Magnoliopsida, Rosales, Rosaceae. The record is from the annotation of a GenBank genome assembly.
AUGACUGAAGAUAUGCGAGCUCUUGAGAAGAAUCAGAUAUUGGAAUUAAUACCGUUGCCAAAGAGGAAGAAGCCAGUGAGAUGCAUAUGGGUUUUCACUAUUAAACGUAAACCGGAUGGUAUGGUGGACAAGUACAAGACCAGAUUAGUUGCAAGAGGAUUUACUCAAACUUAUGGUAUCGACUAUCAAGAAGAAACUGGCAUGUUGGAUUGUAAGCCAGUGAAUACACCAAUUGAACAGAAUCACGACUUGGAAGAAUCUUCUUAUCAUACACUAGCAAUCAAGGAGAGAUAUCAUAGUGAGAAUCAUGUGGAUGCAGUUAUGAGGAUUCUACAAUAUUUAAAGUUUGCGGGAAAGGUCUUAUGUUCUCUCGGUAUGUUACAAGAUAUACAGACUUCGAUUGAGGUGGGAAAGGAGUUAAACGAAGGUCUACUUCUGGCUACUUCACAUUUGUGGGAGGCUAGAUGCAGUGGGUUUGAUGGUGGCACAGCUUCAGGUGGUGACAGUAAUGUUUAUUUAGGCUUAUAA